GACCCCUGGAGAAAAAGAUGGCGAUGGAAGUUCACAUUUCCUAGGUUUGGCCCGAAAAUAUGGCAUUUUUAGCGAUUUGUCCUUGAUUUAGAGAGAAGAUGUCAAGUGAAACUCCUGAGUCAUCAAGUGGUAGCUCUUCUAUCAAUUCCAGUCCUUCAAAACAUGCUGUAUCAAAUGGCAUGGGUCACAAGAGUCUUCCUCCUAUCAAAGUCAACAUCAGACCAUCCCAAUUACAGAAGAAAAUAGAGAAACAGAGAGAAAUCACCAGGAGAGUACAACAGUCGAGUCAUGUCCUGCCAGUUCCUGUCUCUCCCAUUGAUCAACAGCCCAAAAAGUCUUUGAUUCUUCCCAUAACCAGAUUAGCAGUCCCUGAAAGAUCAUCUUUAUCCAGCGAGAUGGACCACAGGACAGCUGAGCAGAGACCACUGGUGGAGAUUGAUACAGAUAGUGAAGAUGAAUUUGAAGUGCCAAGUACUGCAUCCAAGAUCAAUGGAGACCUGAAGAAGCAGCUCCUGAAGGAUGGUUUCAGGCUGGAUGAGAUCCCUGAUGAUGAAGACCUGGACCUGAUCCCACCACGGCCAAUGAACGAGAGAUGUGUGUGCUGUCACACCCAAGUGGGAUGCUCUAUACAAUGAUUUUGCCACUGUAGUGAUAAGAGAACUGUGUAAAUAUGAGAUUAUGUAUGAAAUCAUUAUUAAUGUUUAUGUUGUAUAUGAUGCAGUAAUGGCUCCAAUGAGGGAAAUGAGGAGGAUUUACAUAUUCUUUAAGAUGUGUUGCAAAGGAAAGCAUAAUAAGGAUGAUAUCUUGCCUAGAAACUUUUAGCAUUUAUGACUAUCUAAAAUGUAAAUGUUGUUUUGCUUGAGAAUCUGAAUUGUACGAUAUGCAAUUUUACAGAAAUUCGUUGACUUCAUUGUAUAUGUUCAACCAAGCAUCUAUACCUACUGGUGUAAUCAUUGUUUUGAGAGAUUAUCAAAUAUUUUGUGUUAAUUUUGGAACCACUGGUAAUGGGCAAGCUUGUAAGGGACAGGAAAACUCAUGAGAUUGCUAAUAUUGUAAGAUAGGCCAACUCCAAAACUGGUUCUUGGGAUUCCAAAUGUGCAAGAUGUUUUUUCUUGAAUGUAGAGCAAAGUUGGUAAAUAUAUAUGCUUCAAACUUCA
Molecule: messenger RNA, 1157 nt
Organism: Branchiostoma floridae (Florida lancelet)
Lineage: Eukaryota; Metazoa; Chordata; Leptocardii; Amphioxiformes; Branchiostomatidae
Product: protein FAM219A-like
Exons: 6
Coding region: 99-635 (178 amino acids)
Source: RefSeq, a predicted model, not a curated record